AUGAGCCCGAUAUCGGACAGGACACAGAUCCACCAGGAGACCAAGGCCAAGGGUGACAAUGACCCGCUCGACGUCUGCGAGAUUGGAGAGCUCGUUGCCAAGCCCGGUGAGGUCAUCCAGGUCAAGGUGCUCGGUGUCAUGGCUCUGCUUGACGAGGGCGAGACCGACUGGAAGAUCAUGGUCAUCAACGUCAACGACCCCUUGGCCCCUAAGCUCAACGAUGUCGAGGAUGUCGAGCGCCACCUCCCUGGCCUGCUCCGCGCUACCAAUGAGUGGUUCCGCAUUUACAAGAUCCCCGAUGGCAAGCCCGAGAACCAGUUUGCCUUCUCCGGCGAGUGCAAGAACAAGAAGUACGCCAUGGACAUUGUUCGUGAGUGUGCCGAGGCCUGGGAGAAGCUUGCCACUGGCAAGACCCCCAAGGAGGACCUUUCUCUGGUCAACACCACCGUCUCGCACUCCACUGAGCGCACCGACCCCAAGUCGCUCAACAUUCCCCCGGGCGAGAACAAGGCCCCCGCUCCCAUCGAUCCCAGCAUCGACAAGUGGUUCUACAUCUCGGGAGCGCCUACCAGCUAG
This is a messenger RNA of Plenodomus lingam JN3, 576 nucleotides long. The record is from RefSeq and is a predicted model, not a curated record. NCBI's taxonomy places the organism in Eukaryota, Fungi, Ascomycota, Dothideomycetes, Pleosporales, Leptosphaeriaceae.